AACCCACUUCACAAAAUUUUUAACCGUAACACCCUCAAAUUAAGCUACAGCUGCAUGGGCAAAUUAAAACAAUCAUAUCCAACUAUAACAAAGGCGUAAUUAGCAAAUCCACACGAACUAAUAAUCAAACUAAGAAAAGCUGCAAUUGUAGGAAACCUAACGAGUGUCCCAUGGAUGGAAACUGUAAUGUGGAAAGCGUCAUCUAUCAGGCCGAGGUCACCACAGAAACCGCAAAGGAAACAUACAUUGGACUCUGUGACACUGCGUUCAAAUUGCGUUAUAGAAACCAUGUAAGCUUAUUCCGAAACGAGCGUUACAAACAUGUUACCGAACUAAGUAAAUACAAAUGGAGUCUCAAAGAUAAGAACACUAAGUAUAACAUCAAAUGGCGCAAGAUAAAACAAGCUAGUUCUUACUCCAGUGUAACUAAGAGAUGCAAUUUGUGUUUGUGGGAAAAGUAUUUUAUCAUUUGU
Porites evermanni is the source of this 473-nucleotide messenger RNA. Lineage: Eukaryota; Metazoa; Cnidaria; Anthozoa; Scleractinia; Poritidae. The record is from the annotation of a GenBank genome assembly.